Molecule: messenger RNA, 868 nt
Organism: Aspergillus welwitschiae
Lineage: Eukaryota; Fungi; Ascomycota; Eurotiomycetes; Eurotiales; Aspergillaceae
Exons: 1
Coding region: 280-678 (132 amino acids)
Source: RefSeq, a predicted model, not a curated record
CGCGUAACUCGGUUUGGUUCUUCAAAUGCUGACUUCUGUAGCUUGAGUGAUAACAGCAGGGCGCGAGAGGCGUUGCGUCAAUGCCUUCCCGAACCUUUGCGCGAUGCGACAUUCUCCUCCGUACUCCGCGACGACGCCGCCACUAAGCGCUGCUUGGCACAGCUUCUCAUCAACCUUUCGGAUAACGUCUCCGAUGGCGCACCUGGUGUUGCGAUGUAAAAAGUUCAAAAGCAUUUGUUUUCCUUCUGGUUUACUUGAUAUAUUUGACAACCUUACGACAUGCAUGGGGCGGGCUUUAGGCGAAACACGGAAUACAAGGCGCAAACUGUGUGGAAUGGCAAUGCAAUGACGCGAUCUCAGGAAAGUUGCACAAAAUCAACAGAGAGAAAAAGAGAAGACAUGGCGGGUAUGGGAGCACUGGGCUUGGGGGUUUCUGUCUUGUUAUGGUUUGAAAGGUUCUGUUGUUUUGCUGGUUAUCUAUUCUUUCUUCCCUGUCCCUGGCUUUUACUGUGGCUUUCUUUCUGCUUUCUAUUUACCCCUAUUUUUCAUUCGUCCAACACUUCGUUCCCCUUCGGCCAUAGUGGUAUGGCUGUGCGGUGGCGUGGAUACGGCUGGCGCUAUUUUUCUGUGUGCAUUUUGCUUGUCCUCUAUGUUCCCCAUUCCCCAUCCUCCAUCUGAGUGAGAUAGACCCUCUUUGAGCGAGAUACCAAGAUCUAGUUUCAUGUUUCGUUGGAUGGUGCUGAUUCUGCUUGUUGCUUAAGUUUCAUUUGCUGGUGACCUGAUUACAUGCAGAGGCAAAUUAUCAUUAUCAUAAGACAUUCUCUCCUUGACUUCAUAAUAUGAGCCUGUAUCAUCAUCUAAAAUAGUC